AUGGAAGGCAUCUCAACUAUAAAGAGAGAUUACGUAGCUCAUGAAGUGUUCCCACCAAAAUUCAAACCACCUGAGAAGAUUGUCAAGAGUGAUGAGAGUAUGGAUUUGACCUCCACAUAUAGACAAGAUUACAACCCCUACCCUAUCUGCCAAGUACCUCCAUGUCUCCCCCGUGAGAACAAGCACACCUACAGUGACAAAAUGGACACAUGGACCACUUACAAAGGUGACUAUGUGCUAUGGAAUGAACCAAAGAGAGAGAUGAUCAGACCAGAUGAUGCUUACCGCCCAUCAGAAGAAAAGUUUGACCACAGAACCCAUGUUCAGGAUGAUUACCUUUACAGGGGGCCAGUUGAUACUAAAAGCUUCAAACCUGUGAAUCAGGUCCAGAGAAACAAGGAUCCCUUUGAAACUGCAACAAAUUAUAAAGUGGAUUACGUGCUGCAUCCUCUGGAGAAGCCCUAUGUCCAUAAACCUGAGAAAUACAAGGCCAGUGAGGUCCCAUUUGAUGGCCUCACCACCCACAAAAUAUCUUACAAGGGUCUGGCUGGUGAGCCAGCCAAGCUGGCAAAACCAUACCAGUCAAAGCCUCAACAUGAUCUUCCGUUUUCUUCUACAACAGAGUUUCAGGAAAAAUACAGAACUUGGCCACUGCCUCCUUUAUUCAGCAAAAAACCUGCUGUAUAUGUUCCUCCUGAGGAGAAAAUGGACCUUCACACCACUACUCAGUUACACUACAAGAACCCAAAUGGCCAGCCAGCCAAGAUAUGUCGGUCUUUGGUCCAGUUUAAAAAAAAUACUGAACCAUUUACCAGCUCCUCCACAAUGAAGGAGGACUAUAAGCCCUGGCAGUGCAAGCGAACGAAACCCAUUGUACCUGUCCCCCAGAUGACUUGCCCGUCAGAACCAGCUGACUACUCAACUACCUUUCAGACCCACUACAGACCUCACCCACUCUCCAUCACGCAGAGCUGCAAGCCUCGCUGGCCCGGGCCCAGGCCUUGGACUCCCCUAGAGACAAAAACCACCUAUGCUACCAGUUAUACUCCAAAGCGUACUACGAGAUGCCUGGCUUCAUACAAGGAACCACCGGGUUAUGUGUUUAAAGGAAGUGAUGAAAUUGGCCACAAACUCUUUCUACCUGUUUUCAAGGGUGAAUGCUCAGUGGGUGGACAUUGA
Molecule: messenger RNA, 1179 nt
Organism: Tinamus guttatus (white-throated tinamou)
Lineage: Eukaryota; Metazoa; Chordata; Aves; Tinamiformes; Tinamidae
Gene: SAXO1
Product: stabilizer of axonemal microtubules 1
Cellular component (GO): axonemal microtubule; cytoskeleton; ciliary basal body
Molecular function (GO): microtubule binding
Source: RefSeq, a predicted model, not a curated record